AUGGCGGGCUGGUGGCCGGCGCUGCUGCGCGCGGCCCGGCGCUACCCGUGGCCCACGAACGUGCUGCUCUACGCGGCGCUCUUCUCCGCCGGCGACGCGCUGCAGCAGCGACUGCGGGGCGGUCCGGCGGACUGGCAGCAGACGCGGCGCGUGGCCACCGUGGCCGUGACCUUCCACGCCAACUUCAACUACGUGUGGCUGCGUCUGCUGGAGCGCGCGCUGCCCGGCCGUGCGCCGCGCACCGUGCUGGCCAAGGUGCUGUGCGACCAGGCGAUCGGCGGGCCCGUGGCCGUCUCGGCCUUUUAUGCCGGUAUGAGUAUUCUCCAGGAAAAGGAUGACAUAUUUUUGGACCUGAAACAGAAAUUUUGGAAUACAUACAAGAGCGGUCUGAUGUACUGGCCUUUUGUGCAGCUGACCAACUUCGGCCUGGUUCCUGUUCACUGGAGGACAGCUUACACUGGACUCUGUGGUUUUCUGUGGGCCACCUUCCUUUGCUUUUCACAACAGAGUGGCGAUGGCACAUUCAAGUCGGCUUUUGCCUUCCUUCAUGUAAACGAGGCCAGUGUGCUUGAAAGGCCCCCCAAGAAAUGAGAAGCCAAGGACUCCCUGACAAUGACAGUUUUCUUUUUCUUUCUUU
Messenger RNA from Odobenus rosmarus divergens (Pacific walrus), 637 nucleotides. RefSeq names its product MPV17 mitochondrial membrane protein-like (gene MPV17L). The transcript has 4 exons. Bases 1 to 591 code for a protein of 196 amino acids. NCBI's taxonomy places the organism in Eukaryota, Metazoa, Chordata, Mammalia, Carnivora, Odobenidae. The record is from RefSeq and is a predicted model, not a curated record. Gene Ontology annotation, cellular component: membrane; cytoplasm.